AUGAUGUGCCAUGGGUCUGAGGGCACUGGGCAACACAACACCACAAUCGCGACUGUCGCAACGUGCACGGGUAAUUGGACGGUGGAUGGCGGCGGCUACAAUCCCUAUGAAGCCGCAAGCGGGCGGGCCGCCUGCAGCGGUGCCUUCUUCCAGAAAACGUUGGCCUCCAUGCGCGUGGACGAGCAGCCCAUGCUCCUGGCCACCCAAUACAGCUGCAUGCUGAACUUCAACUAUGAGUCCACCGUCGCCGGUGAAGCAAAGAACACGUCCACCAUGUGCCAGCACGUGGAGAGCGUCACCGCCGCAGUGAAUGUCGGCACAGUUGACGGCGACCUCACAGAGGAGCGCAUGGAAUCCAUGCUGGAGGAUGUCCUGCCCGACGGCGACUCAAGCGGGCCUCCCGAAUCGUCGGAUCGCCAAGGCGUCGACGACCGUCAAUGGCCCCUUGACCAGGGGGGCAUAAACAUCACGUGCAACGGGGCCCAUGCGUCCAUGCUGGCUCCCUGUCACGGCACGCUGCAAUUGGCGCUGGAGGGAUCCGAUUUCAACGCGACGGAAACGUGCCAGGGCUGGUGGAUUCCCGUGCUCGUCCCCAGAGUCACGCUCGCUUGCGCCGGCCAAUUUGACGCGGGCGUGAGCAGCAAGGCCGGAGGGGAACUGGUGGAGGCGGUGAGCAUCUGCACGGGACACCACGUCCUGGUGAACAGCGCCACGUUUGUCCGCGAUACGGACUCCAAGGAAUCUCGAGAUGUGUGCGUCGGGAGCUCGAGAAAGUGGCAUGUGACCAAGUCGCUGCCCCAUUGGGAUGAUGCUACCGUGGCUUCCACCUAG
Messenger RNA from Ostreobium quekettii, 831 nucleotides. The record is from the annotation of a GenBank genome assembly. NCBI's taxonomy places the organism in Eukaryota, Viridiplantae, Chlorophyta, Ulvophyceae, Bryopsidales, Ostreobiaceae.